Messenger RNA from Thelazia callipaeda (thelaziosis nematode), 1365 nucleotides. NCBI's taxonomy places the organism in Eukaryota, Metazoa, Nematoda, Chromadorea, Rhabditida, Thelaziidae. The record is from the annotation of a GenBank genome assembly.
AUGAUUGAGUCUCUGAUUUCGAUGAUUCGAUACCUCUCACCAAAACAGGACGAUGAUGCUACCGACCGUCUGCAUUAUCUUUACACUGCAAAUAUUCUACUUGCAUUUGCGGUACUGAUUAGUUUCAAACAGUUUGGCGGUCGACCUCUGGAAUGCAUGUUUCCUAACAAAUUUCCUGGAUCUUGGGAACAAUAUGCGGAAAAUUACUGUUGGUCACGUGAUACGUAUUACGUUCAACCAGACAUUCACGUAGCGACUUUAAAGCAAGAAGAAAGGUAUACGCCGGAUCGUCAGUUAUCGUACUAUAAAUGGGUACCAUUCUUUCUGCUACUGCAAGCUGCUUGUUUCCGAAUGCCAAGCGUUUUUUGGAAUUACCUAUCAUUCAGUUCUGGAAUACGAAUUCAUGACAUAGUUGAAAAAGCGAUGGAUCCAUCAAAUAUAGACGAAAGCAUUCGAAAACAGAACAUUGAAACGCUUACGCGACAUAUGCAAAAUGCAUUGAAAUUCCAUCGAAGGAUUUUAAAGCGCGAAAUUCAAGUUCAUAAACGACUCAAAAUGUUAAAUAUUCGUUACACGGCUUUUUUUAUAUCGCUGAUGUAUUUGCUUACUAAAAUAUUAUACCUUCUCAACGCACUUUUGCAGUUAUACAUACUUAAUAAAUUUUUGCGAACUGACGAAGAUACCUGGUAUGGUUUUGAUGUAAUCAAAAAUAUACUUAGUGGCACCGAAUGGACAACAUCUGGUUAUUUUCCACGCGUUUCACUUUGUGAUUUUACAGUUCGUCAAGUUGGUAAUAUUCAGCGAUAUUCAGUACAAUGUGUGCUGGUUAUUAAUAUGUUCAAUGAGAAAAUAUUUGUAUUUCUUUGGUUUUGGUAUUUAUUUCUCGUAAUUUGUACAUUUUUAUCACUUUUUUAUUGGACUACUGUGCUUACUUUACCUUGUUUUGGCCGUUGGUUCAUAUCACAAUGCUUAGAACUAUCUGAAAUAAAGUUCGACCCUGAUGCAAAAGUUUUGGAAGUAGAUCGUUUCGUGAGAAGUUACUUACGUUAUGAUGGCAUAUUUGUUUUACGCAUGGUUGAAAUUCACGCUGGUGUAAUAUUCAAUACAGAUCUGGUACUCUCACUUUGGAAUGCCUUUUAUGAAAUUGAAGAAAAGCUCUCCGAAAGUCGAGAGACAAAUGAUGACUUCAAUGAAAACGUUAACAAUUUUAUACGUGCUGACUUGAAUUUAAACGAUAAUUCAUUGAAAGACAAGUUGAUCCGUUUUCGAAAGCCUAGCAAAGAUCCUAAGUUGAUCACUGGUGCGGAUACAGUGCUUUUACCUGUAAUAUCCGAGAGUUUUUCUAACGAGCAAGGUGUAGUAUGA